This is a messenger RNA of Hibiscus syriacus, 1641 nucleotides long. RefSeq names its product serine/threonine-protein kinase-like protein At3g51990. The record is from RefSeq and is a predicted model, not a curated record. The transcript has a single exon. Lineage: Eukaryota; Viridiplantae; Streptophyta; Magnoliopsida; Malvales; Malvaceae. Gene Ontology annotation, molecular function: protein kinase activity; ATP binding. Gene Ontology annotation, biological process: protein phosphorylation. The coding region runs from base 107 to 1471 and encodes 454 amino acids. Gene Ontology annotation, cellular component: plasma membrane.
UUGGCAGCCAAGGAUUGAAGUAUGAGAAAAUUCUGGACUCAUUGGAAAAGAAAUCCCAUUUCGGAAACAAGACCCUGAAAGGAAGAAACUUUUGUUUUAAAUCUUGAUGGGUUACUUUUCCUGCAAAGCAGAAUCAGCAGUGUCCAUAAUCUCCACCGCCACCACCCAUAAUUCAUCUUCCAAAGCUGUUUACGACAAGAAGGAAAAGCCCCUCAAGAUCCAACAGUUCGAUUACUCCGACCUCGAAGCAGCCACCAAUGGGUUCUCCGACCAAAGGCUUCUGGGCAAAGGCAGCCACGGCUCCGUCUACAAGGCUGUUCUCAAGGGACGCCACGUCGCCAUCAAGAAACCAUCUUCCAGGUACCAAGAAACCAACCCCGAAACCGAUAACGAGAUCGAAAUCCUGUCCAAUAUUCGAAGCCCCGGGCUGGUGAAUCUUCUUGGCUUUAGCAAUGGCGCUAAUGAUCGUUUAUUGGUUGUUGAGUUCAUGAGUAAUGGCGCCUUAUAUGAUGUUCUUCACUCCAACUCUUCUUCCAGGCCUUUGAAUUGGGGUCGAAGAAUUCGAUUAGCUUUACAAGUUGCAAAAGCCUUAGAGUCACUUCACUCACAAAACCCCUCAAUUAUCCAUAGAGAUGUUAAGUCUGCCAAUGUGUUAAUCGAUAGGAAUUUCAAUGCAAGAUUGGGUGAUUUUGGAUUGGCACUUAGGUGUGGUGUUGAUGAUUAUAGGCUUAGAUCCACCCCUCCAGCUGGAACCAUGGGAUAUCUUGAUCCAUGUUAUGUGACCCCAGAUAAUCUGAGUACAAAAACUGAUGUUUUUAGCUUUGGGAUCCUGCUGUUAGAGAUUAUUAGUGGUAGAAAAGCUAUUGAUGUUGCGCAUUCGCCACCUUCCAUUGUGGAUUGGGCAAUUCCUCUUAUAAAGAAAGGGAAGAUUGUUCCGGUUUAUGAUCCAAGGAUCGCGCCUCCGGCGGAUCCUAUUGUUAGAAAGCAGUUGGCUGUCAUUGCAGCUAAAUGUGUGAGGUCUUGUAGGGAGCGCCGGCCGGCAAUGAAAGAGGUGGUUGGUUGGUUAGCUGGGUUGAGCAAAUUGGUUCCUUUACACCUAUGGAAUGGUUUUAACAAUCCAUGUAUGAUGGUGGAAACAAUGGGGCGACCUAUUGAGUGUAGAAAUUCUGAGGAUGUUGAGGACGGAAAACUUGGCAGGCAAACCGAGAGGGACUCGCAGAGAGUCUAUUCUGAUUUGGGAUUUAGUAGCAACUUGAUGGAACUAAUAGGCAUGAGCAUGAAUGGUGUUGAGGGGGAUUGUGACUCUAACAUAGUCGAGAGGCCUAGGUCAGGGAGCAGAGUUUCGGGCCAAAGAUUUCGUAGCAAACGAUAUGGUGAAGAGAAUGGUGGUUUUGGUUUGAGGAGGAAUCAAUCAGCUGGAGAAACUUCUCAACUAUUUUCAGGGAAAGGUGACGCAGUUUCUCGUUUCUAGGCUUGUAGGUGACAUUCGGUUAGUGUCAUAAACAUUGAAAUGGUUGGCAAUGGAUCAAGUUGAGGCUUCCAAGUUUCACUUGCUUCAUGUGUAUUUUUCACAUGCUCUUUGAAUUGUUAACGUGGUGUUUCAUUUUUACAUAUGUAGAUCAGGACAUGGCUAAUGUCCAU